Molecule: messenger RNA, 4330 nt
Organism: Cydia fagiglandana
Lineage: Eukaryota; Metazoa; Arthropoda; Insecta; Lepidoptera; Tortricidae
Product: solute carrier family 2, facilitated glucose transporter member 3-like
Exons: 12
Coding region: 16-1437 (473 amino acids)
Biological process (GO): monosaccharide transmembrane transport
Cellular component (GO): membrane
Molecular function (GO): hexose transmembrane transporter activity
Source: RefSeq, a predicted model, not a curated record
GGAUUUUAUAACAGGAUGGCGGGUAUGAACCUGCGGCUGGCGUUUGCCGUGGUGUCGUCCGCCUGCUGGUCUGCCUUCCAACAUGGCUAUAGUACUGGUGUCCUCAACGCGCCACAGCUGGUGAUGUCAAGAUGGCUACAAUUCGACGCGUUAUCGGGCACCAAUCUGACCAUGGAGGCCACCGAAGAGCCAAAGGUGGCCACCAUCUGGUCUGUUGCCGUCUCUGUCUACUGCGUGGGGGGCAUGAUUGGGGGCAUGCUGACUGGAGUCAUUGCUGACAGAUUUGGUCGAAAAGGCGGGCUGCUGCUCAACAACGCGCUUGUGUUCGUCUCAGCCGCGUUCCAGGGGACCGCCAAGAAAGCUAAUUCCGCGGAACUCCUUAUACUAGGACGCUUGGUCAUCGGCAUCAACAGCGGUCUGAACGCGGGCCUGGCUCCCAUGUAUUUGGCCGAGAUAUCACCAGUGUCGCUCCGAGGAUCGAUCGGCACAGUCUACCAGCUGGUCAUCACCAUCUCCAUCCUCCUCUCCCAAGGGCUGGGUCUGCCCUCAGUCCUGGGCACGGAGGAAGGCUGGCCCUGGCUGCUGGCCGUCUGCGCUAUACCCGCCGUCAUACAGAGCGUCACACUGCCACUCUGUCCCGAGUCGCCGAAGUAUUUGCUGCUGAAUAAGGGGAGGGAACUGCAUGCACAGGAAGCUCUGAAUUGGCUAAGGGGUGACGUAGCUGUCCACGGUGAAAUGGAAGAAAUGCACCAGGAGGCAGAAAAGAACAAAGUGAGCAAGAAGGUGACACUACGCGAACUCUUCGGCAACCGCCAGCUCCGUCAACCGCUGCUCAUCGCCAUGACAGUGAUGGUUGCCCAGCAGUUGUCUGGAAUAAACGCCGUCAUGUUCUACUCUACUGAUAUCUUCUCGCAGGCCAGCCUUAAGCCGCCGUAUUCGCAGUAUGCUACAUUAGGCACAGGAGCCAUGAACGUUCUGAUGACGUUAGUGAGUCUGGUGCUGGUGGAGAUAGCCGGCCGGAAGACGUUGCUCCUGGUCGGCUUCAGCGGCAUGUUCAUCAGCUCCAUCUUGUUACUAGCGGCAAUGUUGCACGUGACCACGAUCGCAUGGAUGCCGUACGCAUGCAUCGGUCUAGUGAUUUUGUUCGUCGUGAUGUUCGCUGUGGGCCCUGGCUCCAUACCUUGGUUCCUUGUUACUGAACUAUUCAACCAGUCUUCGAGGCCGGCGGCGGCCUCUGUGGCGGUCACAGUCAACUGGGCGGCUAACUUCCUUGUAGGCCUCACCUUCCUACCACUUCAACUGGCGAUAAAGGCGUACGUGUUCGUGAUCUUCGCCAUAUUCCAGCUGCUGUUCAUGGUCUUCAUCAGCAUGAAGGUCCCGGAGACCAAGAAUAAGACGGUGGAGGAGGUCACCGCCAUGUUUAGACAGCAACUAUGACUUGACGCUAGCCACCCCUAAUAGCGUCUCCCAGCAACUAUGACUUGACGCUAGCCACCCCUAGCGUUUAGACAGCAACUAUGACUUGACGCUAGCCACCCCUAGCGUCUCACAGCAACUAUGACUUGACGCUAGCCACCCCUAGCGUCUCCCAGCAACUAUGACUUGACGCUAGCCACCCCUAGCGUCUCACAGCAACUAUGACUUGACGCUAGCCACCCCUAGCGUCUCACAGCAACUAUGACUUGACGCUAGCCACCCCCAGCGUCUCCCAGAAUAUUGCAAUAAUACUCCCUAUUGACAAAUACUUUUCACAUCACCUAUUCGAAAAAGGGCCUUUUCUUCCUGGGAUCAAAGUGGCACUUCUCUUCCCUGCUAGGAGGGAUUAAUGUAACACUUUUCUGUUCUAGCACACUAUUUUUACAUUUUUGUGCACAUUAUUUUUUUUGCUUAAAUCUGUUUAAGCAUCAGAUUGUGUCAACACUAAGAUUUUUUAUUUUCCUCAUGGUUGAUGUGAAAAACAGCAUGUGUCACACGGUAUCAAAAUUAUUUCGUCUUGGGCGAUAACAGUUGAAUCCCUCAUUACGCUCAGGAUUCUAUUGUAGAAUCCAUCGCUUCAUUCAGGAUUCAAUGUACGGAAGGAAAUAUAUCAUUUUGAUCCUUUGUAACACAAACUAGGGAGACUGGGGUCAAUUGAAACACGGGUCAAUAGAAACAAGUUCAAUAACUCCGAAACGAGUGACGAUAGCGAGGCGGUCCCUGAGGGGGAAGGGAUCGGCGUUCGUGUCAGAACCGGUCGAGCAGUGCUAGCCGCGGCUCUGUGACCGUCGGACGUUAUUACGCGAGUGUAUUGCUUUUUCGGCACAAAAAGUAAGUAUUUUUGAUGUUUUUGUUUUGUUUAUUAAUCAGUAUCCAUUGGUAGUACUUUAAUACUAUUUAACCUUUUGUUUGUAUGGUUAUUCUUGUUGAGUUUUUAGUGGUAUAUGUGUACGUACCGUCUACCGUUAUUUUUCUAUGAUUUUAAAUAUUCACCAAGACGUUGCUGGGUCAAUUGAAACAAAAUUUACCGUUGUAUAUGGUUUUAAGCAUUUUUUUGCAGUAACAUAUUUUUUUUGUUUUUAGAUGCCGCGAAACCGUCCAAAAACUACGAAUCGAGGGGAGUGUGAUAUAGAUAUCUACAUAUUCUAAAUAAUAAGGCAAUAAGUGCCAUAUGAAAAUGUAAGUAAAUUCAUAGCAAUAAAUGCUAGGUUUUUUCGUUAAGUUAAUGGUAGAAACUACCACUUACAGUGUUUAAAUCAAAGAUUGAGAUUGUGUGAUUUAAUCAAGACCAAAAAAAGGAAUAAAAAUGAUUAUUACAAUAAAUAAGUAUUUUAUUUCUAGGUGUUUCAAUAGACCCCAUUCAUUGUUUCAAUUGACCCGGAACCAGGGUCAAUUGAAACAAUUUUCGAGGAUUUCUAAAAUGCUUUUAAUUCCGUAUCUGAUACCAAUGGAUACAAAUUAACAUAAUAACUUUAAAGCCAGAUAAUCUACCCAUAGUCGAAACCUUUCACAAACCAAUAUUGAUAGAAAAUGUAGGCACUAUGGCCGUUUUUUCUAAAAACGUUUCAAUUGACCCCAGUCUCCUAUUGCACUGCUUGACUCGUCGUUGUAGGUAUUUUUUUGUUUAUGGCAAUAAAAAAAUCUCAUUUUUACUGUUUUCCUAAUGUUAUUUGUCCGUUUUCUAAUUGAAUUGAAUCGAAUGAAUGAAUGAAUGACUGAUUUAAAUGAAUGAUGAAUGAAUGACUGAUUUGAAUGAAUGAUGAAUGAACAGAGUAACAUGGAAGAUGAAACCAUAGACUUAUAAUAUAUAAAGACGUAGUCUCAGCGAGCUGUCACUGUUGCCACUUUUGUUUAGUGUACGAUUAACAAUGCGGCCCACGUUGCUGUAGCCAUGUCGAUAAAGUCAUAUCGAUAAACUAUCGACAUUUCUUGCAAUUUUAAUUUAACUUCAAAGGCUUAACGAUACCUAAAAUGACCAAAAACGCUUUUAUUCUUUAUUGUGGUUGUCAGAUAACAAUUUUAUAGUCACGCCCCAGCAGGGAACCAAGGGAAAGUUCAGAUAUUUAAUUAAAAUACAUAAAUACCUCCUAAAAUAGGUGUUGCGCAAUAAUUGAAUUAUAUUAUUAUAUUAUAAUAUAUUCAUUACCCAUUAGCAUUUCAAUUAUGUUUAUGUUUAACGAAGAUAUUGAAGCUUCAAUUAAUCGCUAUUUCGUUCCGCUGUGUAGCGUUUAUCGAUAUAUAACAUGAUUAAAAUCGACUUUUCACAUCCCUAAAAGAGCACACAUAUACGCUUUUACGCACACAUACACAGCCUGGGCGCAUCAAGAAAGGCAACACUUGAUUUGAAGUCCACCUUGUCAACUGUUAUGGUUGUCCUUUUUUGACAAACGGCAUUUUUAAAAGAGCGAGGAGAGAGAAAUGAUACUAGUUGCUGCGCCUUGAAAGAGAACAGAAAAGGUUGGGCCCUUGGAUGAAACGCUUUCCAGAUAGAUUGCUCUCAAAUUCGCAGUGACAUUGAAGACCGGCAUUAUGGGCGGGACAGCAAUAUAAUUAAUGCGUGUGCAAAAGAGAUAGCAAUAGGCGGGUCAAUGUACGAAAUUCUAUCUGGAAAGUGUCUCUGCUUUAGGUGCAGUAUCAAAUUACGCAAAAAGUAGAUUUAUUAUUUUGUAUCUCCAUAAUUUAAGCGAUCAAAUAUAUUAAAAAAACUAAUUUAUGUAUUUAUACGUAGUGUUCAAAGUUAAGGAACAAAAUGAAAAUUUAACCUUUUGGACGCCAAUGAGUCAAUGACCGAUAUAUCCGCACCGCAGGUUCAACGCCAAAGACCUAUUAAUCGGUCACACCUGUGGCCCAUUUU